AUGUUUCUGAGCUUCCACAUAGUUGCUUGGAAAUGUGCAGAAUACCUCCAUCCCGAACAUUUACGCUUCUUGCAGUCGUUGCGGGAUAGAUCUUGGCGUCCGUCCCAUCUCUCAAUCUGCUCGUCCGAUUUGCAUUCUGCUUCGACCAAACUUCUUAGAAUGGUCUCUUAUGUCGUCCAAACUCUUCUCUUCUUGAUUUGGAGAACUUUGAUAUUUCGUCGUCCUGUUGACUCUUCCCAUCGCAACUCGUUCCGCGUACCACGGCCGAUGCACUCGUCCGACCAGGGGAAGAUCGACCCACGUCCGGCCGAGAAUCCUUCGGCCAAAUCUCAACCGCUCGACCAAGCCGGCCGACCGUUAAACAUCCGGCCCGACCGUUCCGACUCGGCCAAAGACCCGACUGUCCGGCCGACCGUCCCGCACGACCGUCCGAACGCCGCGGUCGACCCGAAGCCGUUUUUGAAGCCCAAUCCGCACAAUUCAAGCCCAAAGCCGGCGCCGCCUAGCUAG
Molecule: messenger RNA, 510 nt
Organism: Microthlaspi erraticum
Lineage: Eukaryota; Viridiplantae; Streptophyta; Magnoliopsida; Brassicales; Brassicaceae
Source: the annotation of a GenBank genome assembly